This is a messenger RNA of Arabidopsis thaliana (thale cress), 1212 nucleotides long. It is a transcript of the gene HSD4, whose product is annotated as hydroxysteroid dehydrogenase 4. The record is from RefSeq and is marked reviewed. Bases 53 to 805 code for a protein of 250 amino acids. Gene Ontology annotation, cellular component: membrane. Lineage: Eukaryota; Viridiplantae; Streptophyta; Magnoliopsida; Brassicales; Brassicaceae. The transcript has 5 exons.
UAUAUAAAUUGUAGCUUAGCCUCUGGUGAAGCAGAAUCACAAAGUCAAGGAUAUGGAUUUAAACAACAAGAUCUUUAACAUCCUUCUUCCUAUUGUCACGGUUUCGUUUCUUUUAGUGUUCAUGCCAUUUUCAAUAUUCUUCAAGCUCCUCCAGUUCAUAAGGGGAUGCAAAGAGUCCGAGAAAGUCAACGGAAAAGUCGUCAUCAUCACCGGAUCUUCCUCAGGAAUUGGCGAGCACCUAGCGUAUGAGUAUGCUCGUAGAGGAGCAUACUUGACUCUAGUAGCUCGGAGAGAGGAUCGUCUCCAGGUGGUGGCUGACCGGUGCAGGAAGCUUGGUUCACCAGACGUUGCUGUGGUACGCGGUGAUGUCUCAGUCAUCAAAGACUGUAAACGUUUUGUUCAAGAAACCAUCUCUCGGUUUGGAAGAUUGGAUCACUUGGUGAACAAUGCUGGAAUUGCGGAGGCCAAAUUUUUCGAGGACUAUUCUGAAAUUUCGGAUGUUCUUCCCAUUGUGAACACUAACUUUUGGGGACCGGUUUACGCGACACAUUUCGCUAUACCGCAUCUCAAGAAAACAAAAGGAAAGAUCAUAGCGGUUGCAUCACCUGCUGGAUGGUCUGGAGUACCAAGGAUGAGCAUAUAUGCUGCAAGCAAAGCAGCUAUGAUAAACUUCUACGAGACUCUUAGGAUCGAGCUUCAUCCAGAAGUUGGUGUGACAAUCGUGUUUCCUGGUCUAAUCGAAAACGGAAAUACUAAUCCGGACCUUUUAGCUGAGGUAUUUUACUAUCAUCAUUUUUCAUUUUAGUCUGUCCAAGUUUUAUGACUGAAGUCUCUUUUGCAGAAACAAGACUGGUCGCAAGUUGUGACCAUCGAGUCAGCAGCGGAAUGCGCCAAAGCGGUAGUUAACGGAAUCUGCAGAGGCAAAACCUUUGUGGCAGAGCCGUCGUGGGUUCGUGUCCUGUUCUGGCUUAGUGCUAUAUGCCCUGAGCUUCUGAUCUCUAAGCCUAAAAGGAAUUAACCAGUUGUGUUGUUUAAUAAUUGCAUAAUAGAGAUAAAAAUCUGAAAUACAACAUGAUGGCCAUCUAGUUUUUCUAGUUCUGUUCAGUUUUUUUUUUUUUUGGUUUUAGGAAAUGUUCAACCUUUUUUUUUCUUUUUGUCUUUUUUCUUGUCGUGUUUUAAAUAGAAAAUAAAAUAAUCAAUAAUCAAUCAUUG